CUUCCAGAAGUGUUACGUCACACUCAAUGUAGUGACCCUAAACAGUGCACAUAGAGCAAUUUGGGAUCGAGCCGCUGCCUCUGUCUGUGUAACGGGGUUUUGUGCUGGUGCUGAUGCUGCGGUUGCCGGUUGUAAUGCUGAGACAUUAACGCUACUGAAUCCACCUCGACAUGGAGCACCAGGACAUGAUGAAUUCCGGAGAGUAUGGCCCUAGGGAGGACGUAGUGUCCACCAUGGCUGACGUGAACCUCCUCGACGGCCCUCAGGAGGACAUGAAGAACGGGACGGCGGCACACAUGAGGCCUAAGGACGGCCUGGGAAAAGAUGAGCAUCCUCUCACAGAAGCGACAGAGGAGUCAAAGCCUGAACCGACCUCUCGAGACGACGUAACCAAGGGUACAGAGCCUAAAGCUGCCUCCGGUCAUGAGGAUGUGGUGUCCGCUGCCCCAGGGACAGCAGGCGAAGAUACUUUAACACCAGAGGGGCUCGCUCCACCACACAGUGGUAGAAGCAGCGUGGCGUCUGUGGACAGGGAAGAGGAGAGUUUGAACGGGGACAUGGCUGGGUCUGUUGGUCCACAGCAGUCACCCAUGUCCCCACAUGCAUCACAAGCUGCUCUGGCUGAUGGUUUAGGGUCAGAGGUGCUGAGCUUUGACAGCCAGUUGAAGAUGAGUCCUUCGGAGGAGAUGGUUGGAAAACACAGUCCCAGUGGUUUUCAAGAUGAGAGAGAGGAAGAGGAAAUUGAGAAGCAAGGUAAAGAGGAAAAGAGCAAAGCUUUAAUAUCUGAUUAUGAGGAAGAGUUAGUGGAGGGUCCUGUCACACCCAAGACUCAUUCAAACAUAGAUCAACAGGAGGAACAAGAAAGAGAUGUAGAGGAAGAAGAAGUUCAAGAGGAAUCAGAAGUAGUUCCUCCAGUCCACAGCACUGUUAUCUCAGAUGCGUCACCACAGAAAGAUGAAGGCUUUGUCAUUAAGCCCUGUGAAACUCUACUCCAACCACAGAUGACUCCCGAUGAAGCAAAGAAACGAGGCCUGUCAUUUGACUACACCGAAACCGAGCUUGUUCAUCAGGGAACCCCUGACCGCUGGGAAAAUGGCUCUGACAAGACUCCUCCAGAGAGCAAAAGUCCUGACUCCUGCAGGGCUGACCCUGGUUCCCCUUUCUCCCCUGCUCCUGAUCAAACCCAAGAUUCACUGCUCUCUGACCACCAGAAUGAAGCCCAAGAGUAUGAAGCAGUGGAAGAACAGGACCUAGAAGUGAUCAGUAUUCCUACAGCUCAGCAGGAAAUCAUAGUUCCCAAGAUGGAGUCAGCAGCAGACACCCAACCUGAGGAUUCUAAAGAGGACAAACCAGAGAAGUACCUGGAGACAACUGAUGAAGAUCUCAUUGCUACUGUUGAAGCCACACAGAGUGCUGAACCUGUUGCCCAACCAGAAGAAACAGCAGCAUCUGUUGCUGAAUUUGAAGUUGAUGCUGGUGAAUCAAGUCCUGCAGAACCGAUUCAAGCAGCACCAAAAAAAACAGUACCCGUUAAAGACGCUGCCGUUAAAAAAGCAAAGAAGCCUAUUACUACGGCCACUGCAACCCCUGCCCCAAAAUCCACCCCAAAACUCGAGAAAGUCCCCUCAAAAGAUGCCGCGCCGGUGCGAAAAUCAAGCGCCUCAUCCAAAGCCAAGUCCGGAGCAGCAGCAGCUGAUAAAAAGACCCCUCCCACAUCCAAAGCAGACAAAGCUAGACUCACCUCCACCACAAAGCGAGCCUCAUCAAUCCCAGUACCCCCAUCUAAACAUACCUCCACCUCCGCUUCUCGGUCUGUCCCAGUUUGUGCCUCAGCCAGUGCCGCGUCUCUAAACUCUAAACCACACACUUUAGGAGCCCAGGAGUCCAGAGCCACACCCGGCGAUGCUAAGACGAAGACUAAACCUCAGGGUAUUGGCACCAAAAUCCCUGUGGAACCUCCUAAGACUCCUGAUCGUAGUGGCUGCAGCAGCCCUGCUACCCCGAAAUCUCCGGCCAGUCGCUGCAGCACACCUGGACAGCAGGUGAAGAAGAUAGCUGUGGUGCGCACUCCACCCAAAUCUCCCGGCUCUCUCAGAUCCCGUGCCCCGAUUGCUCCUGUCGCACCCAUGCCUGAUCUGAAGAAUGUCAAAUCCAAGAUCGGUUCCACUGAGAACAUCAAACACCAGCCUGGGGGUGGUAAGGUGCACAUCCUUGACAAGAAGAUGGAUCUGAGCAGCGUGCAGGCAAAGUGUGGCUCCAAAGCCAACCUCAAGCACACUCCAGGAGGUGGCAAUGUUCAAAUUGUGCACAAAAAGUUGGAUCUGAGCAACGUGCAGGCAAAGUGCGGCUCGAAGACUAACAUUCACCAUAAACCAGGUGGCGGAAACAUCGAGAUUAAAUCAGAGAAGCUGGAGUUUAAAGCUCAGUCGAAAGUGGGCUCUCUGGAGAACAUUGGCCACGUGGCCGGAGGCGGGGCCAGGAAGAGAGAGAAGGGGAAGGAAGCAGAGUCGGGGCCUUCGUGUGCCUCCCUCCACUCUAAUGGGGACACACCCUCUGACCCCCUGCACGGGGAAGUCAGUGCCCUAGAGCCGAACCACUCCAAUUGAGUCUCACAAGCUGAUGUUCCGCGAGCAGGCGAAAGCUCGCACUGACCACGGUGCGGACAUCGUGGUUAAAUCCCCCUGCAUGUCAGGAGAGGGUUCACCCCGCCCUCUCAGCAAAGUCUCCUCCUCCGGCAGCAUCAACAUGAGCGAAUCUCCGCAGCUCUCUACACUCGCAGACCAGGUGACCGCCUCACUCGCUAAACAGGGCCUGUGAGUCCACUUCCUGCUGCGGCUUCCUCGACCACCUCCACAUCAAGAAACACAAGGCUGUAACCUGUCAAUUUAAAAAAAAAGUCAUAAAAAAAAUCAAGCAUUUCACCUUUCAGUCUGUUUAAGAAAAAAAAAAAAAGUAAAAAAAAAAAAAAAAAAAGGUGCUUGCUGGAUUUCUUCAUGAAUUUUGGUUCUUGACUACAAGGGACUGAUCAUUGAUAACGUUAUUGUCCUGUUCUGUCUGAUUAAUUGGACUCGUAUGCUGCUGUAUUGAUCUGUUUAAUCAGUCACAGCACGUAGAAGCCCAUCUACAAUGCUAGAAAGUCCACUUUAUACCAUACGCCGACUUUUCCGUCUCUCUCCCCGUCUCUCUCCGUCUCUCUCUCUCUCUGCUUAGUUGCCUUAUUGUGAAAGCUUCCCUCUCAUCUGCCUUUAUUAAUUCAGUUCACUUAGACUAGUAUGGAUUUGUAUUUGUUUUUAAAUAUUUUAAUAAAUACUACCUGAAAUUGGAAUGUGAGGGAGACAACAAGCCAAAACGAGUUAGCAGGAAUCAUCGAGACCGUAUUUAACUCCGACUUUUUCAAGAACGAUGUAAAAGUUUUUUGGCCUACUGAGAAUUACCCACGUGCUUGCUGCAGAACUCAUGCAUGAUCCUGCUGUCAGACUACACACACACACACACACACACACUCUCUCUCUCUCUCUCUCUCUCUCUCUCUCUCUCUCUCUCUCUCUCUCUCUCUCAGCUCAGUGUUUUCUAAGGCUGGAGCUUCGCAAUUAAACAGGACCGUUGUUAGGGUUUAGAUUAGUUACAAUAAUAUGCUAAUUUCCCAGUGGAUCGACUAGUGUAAAUUUAUAAGCUAACAAGCUGUGAAGAAACAGGAAAUUUGUACUGAGGUCAAAGUGCUCAAGGAUCACAAUCAAAUAAAUAAAUAAAUAAAUAGUAUGUAUAUCUUUUCAUAUCGUAAGCUGACUAGCAGUGUCACAAAAGCCAUUACUACAAUAGCAGACCUGCCGAACUUUACAGCUUAGGAGCUCUAUACGUGCCAUCGCUCUGAUAAAAGAUGCUAGAAAAAACUUCUUUCUUUUCUCCAAACGGCAGAACAAAUGGACAUGUGAAUCUGGAAUGAUUGACAGUUGUGUACGUGUCUAAGUCACUGAUAACCCCGCCUCCUUCCUCCAUGUCACAGUAACAAGUCAGGACACAAAGAUAAAGCUUUCGUUCAGUCUUCUGUUUCACUGCAGAGAAUAUUAGCAAGUGCAGAUAUCUCGAAUGUGGACAAGUGUGUGCAAUAUUUCAUAUAAUAAAAUUAUUAUAAAUCAGAUUAUUUCAUCCUGUUUUUAGACGGGAAUUUACAUGCAAAUGUAUAACUUGUAUAAAUAAAAUUAAAACAUUACGUUUGCCAAUAUAAAUAUAUUCAUAUAUAUGUGUGUAUAUAAAUAUUUAUUUGAUUUCUCUAUAUUCGAGAUAUUUUCACUUGCUGACUCGACACUUCUGCAGUGUAAAGUCGAGCUGGACAUAAAACACUUAAACAUUAAAAUGAAGAGUUUCGUUAGUUCCUCACGGCAAACGUCCUGCUUCUGUUCAAUCAACUGACGAGUGAAACAGAAGACUAAACGUUUCUUCUUCAGGGUUCGGGUCUGUGAUGAAGGAGCAAUGAGUUUACAGAGCAGUCCUCCUGCGCUUUCUGUAGAGUUUAUACACUCGUUAGAAUUAAGUAGGGGGGGGAAAUUAAUACGAUUCUGAGUGUGUGAAUCGUUUACUGUGUAAUUUGCUUGUCUUCAGCCUCAAAUGAGCAUCUGUGCAUUGUGCCGUACUGUAACGCAACACACACACAGCUUAAUACUAAAUAUGUUAUAAUAAGUAAUCCAUUACGAUUAAUCAGAAACUAAUCACUUUACUGUGCUGAGUAACUCCACGUCCUGAACAUUAGUGCUGAGCUUUGCGCUGCUGGUGAGCUGCUCUAAUAAACACAUUCCUCAUUGUGUGUGUUUAAAUAUGACAAAUAACACCAGAGUAGAUCACAAUUCAUGUGAUUAAUAAAACAUCUUUAAUCCUCUCUAAAUAUGAAGCUCAAGCCUUAGAGAACAUACUGGCCAAUAUUUUCCUCUUUCCUGCUGCUUUUGGUGUCUGCAGAUUGCUAAUGUAGCUAACAAGUAAUGGAAGCUUGUAGCCACCAUCUAAAAAAAUAAAUCAUCACAUACAAGUCAUCUAAAGACACGGUUUCCAACAGUAUAACCCACUCUGAGUACAGCCCUCUUCCACACACACGUCUGUACUGUAUCACAGAGCCAAAUGAAGUGGGAUUUAUUCAGACAAACAGGUGGCUGAAAGCUUCUUCUUCUUCUUGUAGCUCCAGCAGUUAUCUUCAAACACCAGCCUUGUCCUAACUGAUCAGUGACACUGACACCUCCAUAGGUGACAGUGAAGAGAAUAAACACACAGAGACGACAUCAAAAUAAAGACUAAACAGCACUGAGAGGAUUUACAGGAUGUUCAGAGCCCUGGCUUAUGACACAAGCUUCAGCACAGUCUUUAUGAUUACAGCAGCAGGUUUUCACUUAAAUAUUCCUACAAACACACGCCUCGUUAUCCGCCUUCACAUGAUCCGAGAACACGUUAGAGUAACAUAACAAUUCUUAAUAAAUAAUCAGUAGUGAUAAAGGUAAUGACGUGUGAGUGACAGUUUAAAAAAAAAGUGCCUCCCUUUUCCUCGCUCACUAAAACUCUGAUCAAUGUAAAUAGUGACGGCUGAGGAUCUGAUUUAGGGAAAGGAAACGCAACAGAAAACAUGCGGCGCUGCUAUAAACCUGUUCUAAAUGAUGCCUUGAUUAAAGACAAAUCUUCUCCAACUCAUCACCUGCAGUCUAACUCAACCCACCGAACUCCUCAUCACACGAAAACAACUUGAGAACAAAAGAAAAUCAUGCACAAAUCCAAAACGAAGCAUUUAAUAGUGUUCCCGUAGACGUGAGCUGUGUUAGAGAUGAACACAUCUUUACUGUUUUUAUUUAUUUCCUGAUAUUUAUUACCUUUUUUUUAUAUCUUCAACGCACCUCGGCUUUUCUUCCGUUUUGAUAUUUAAAAAAAAAAAGUCAAAACUAAUCAUUCGACGUUACCGCGAGUCGCUUCUUCUUUCCC
This is a messenger RNA of Tachysurus fulvidraco (yellow catfish), 5955 nucleotides long. RefSeq names its product microtubule-associated protein tau b (gene maptb). The transcript is spliced from 14 exons. Gene Ontology annotation, biological process: microtubule cytoskeleton organization; neuron projection development. Gene Ontology annotation, molecular function: microtubule binding. Gene Ontology annotation, cellular component: neuron projection. NCBI's taxonomy places the organism in Eukaryota, Metazoa, Chordata, Actinopteri, Siluriformes, Bagridae. Bases 171 to 2606 code for a protein of 811 amino acids. The record is from RefSeq and is a predicted model, not a curated record.